CGUCAGCUAAGUAGCCACUUGUGAUUCCCCGGAGCAGCUUUUAGGCACGGGGCAACCCACCCCCUCAGCAGAAUGAGCGGCAAGCGGAAAGAAGAGCAGCCCGUGUCCAACGGGGGAGUAAAGGUGAAGGGACCCCUAUGGAGCAAAGCCCUGCGAGGAGACUCUACAUGGGAGGACAAGGAUGAGUUCCUCGAUGUGAUCUACUGGUUCCGACAGAUUUUGGCAAUUGUUUUGGGGGUGAUAUGGGGUGUUGCCCCUUUGAAGGGUUUUAUCGGGAUAAUUAUUUUUUGCCUGAUCAAUGCCGGCGUUCUGUACUUGUAUUUUAGCAGCUUCCAGCAAAUAGACGAGGAGGAGUACGGAGGAACGUGGGAGCUAACAAAGGAAGGAUUUAUGACAUCAUUUGCACUCUUUAUGGUGGUCUGGAUCAUUUUCUACACUGCAAUUCACUAUGAUUGAUGAUGAUUUUAUUUCCCCCUUUGCCAAAAUUUCCCAUCUUUUGUUUUACGGACCCAUUUUUUUUUUCUUUUUUUUUUAAUAUAAUGAAUCAAACGAAGCCUACAAGGAAAAAUGGAGAAGCCAGACUUUUUUUUUUUUUUUUUUUUUACCAGCAUUGAGCACAGGACUGAAUGUUUAUAGGAACUAUGGCUGGCAAGGUUUUGUCUUCAUUUUUGUUUUUUUACUUAGGGGAUGAAAAUCUGUUCUUUUUCUCCCCAGGAAACAUGCUGUUAACUAAUCCACUAACUGGACCCCAGUUAUCUUAUACCCUAACAAUGAGACCUUGAUCACCAGUCUCUCUCUUGUCUUCCUUGUAAUAGUCCAACUUGUCCAGGAGCAGAUGUCUAACCCGCUAUCCUACAAAUAACUCUGCUGCUACAUCCUUAUUGGACCAACAAUAUAAUUUCACUACACCAUAAGCCUCGGCACGGCAGCUAUAUUGGAAACGGGCAGCAGAAAAUCCUCAAAGGGCUCUGCUAAUUCUUAUAAUUGCUUGAAAUGAACUUCUAUGCUUUGGUAAGGGGAUGGCUGCAUUGUUGUUGCAUUCUACCACCCACUUUAACCCUAGCUAACCUCUAGCUAUGAGUGAUGCAGCUGUCCCUCCUGGCAUGGAAAGGGUAAACUUGGACCUGACUUGUUUCUCACUUCAAGCUCCACAGUAUUUAAACAAAAAGUAGUAUUUAAACUAAUGUGAAUGUGUUUUACAAUUAAAGUUCUGAUUUAUUGAA
Molecule: messenger RNA, 1223 nt
Organism: Xenopus laevis (African clawed frog)
Lineage: Eukaryota; Metazoa; Chordata; Amphibia; Anura; Pipidae
Gene: rab5if.L
Product: RAB5 interacting factor L homeolog
Biological process (GO): mitochondrial respirasome assembly
Cellular component (GO): endoplasmic reticulum membrane; cytoplasm; mitochondrion
Source: RefSeq, marked provisional